Neurospora tetraspora is the source of this 942-nucleotide messenger RNA. RefSeq lists its product as uncharacterized. Lineage: Eukaryota; Fungi; Ascomycota; Sordariomycetes; Sordariales; Sordariaceae. Gene Ontology annotation, cellular component: cytoplasm. The record is from RefSeq and is a predicted model, not a curated record. Gene Ontology annotation, biological process: N-acetylglucosamine metabolic process. Bases 1 to 942 code for a protein of 313 amino acids. The transcript is spliced from 3 exons.
AUGACCAUUACUUCUUUUAAUCGUGUUGUUGCCUCUAUUCCCAAUGGAUGUCUCCGAGGCAAUAUAACCAGUUUUUUUCACCAAUACCAUUCUGACUUCUCGCACUCUUUUACCGUGUUGGUACAACAAAGGACAAGCCAGCGUACAUUCGCUACAACCUCUCACCAGUGUCACAACGAACCGAAAUACCCCACAUCGCCUUCCGGUCCUCUUGUUCCCGGUUGUGAAACCCGGGAAAGAAAGAACGCUCAGAUGGGUGACAACACGCUACCAUCCAAGCCGCCGGCAAAUGAUCCGAAUCCGAACCCGAACCCGGUCCCGGUAGUGGUGGAGGAGAGCCCCUUUCCUCUUACGGCUGCCGACAAGUGGGUGCUCUCACAGACGGAUGAGGAAUUCAAGUGUCACUCUUGGGAUGAAUUGCGCACUCUUAUACAAAACAAUGACCUCUCCGUCCUCAAACGCAAGCCCUCCGAUCUCCGGCGCUACAUGAAAUGGACAGCCGAGACCAAAGCCUCGUACGGCAGCAUGACCAACUACCUCCUCGCCCACCGCCUGCCCAAGACAUGGGGCGAGCCGCCCUUCACGCCCGUCUCCGACGUUCCCUUCGCCGAACCCUCCGACUACUGCGUCCUGCUGAAUGACUGGCCGUACGGCUUCGAGCCGGGCAUCACCCACAUCGUGGUGUGGACGUGCACCGCUAUUGCAACGGAUGACGAUAAGGGCGACAUGACGCCCGAGAGCCGCAAUAUCGUCGGUGAUUUCGUGAAGCGGUAUUUUGUAGAUCGGCUGGGUCCCGGGGGUGAGGAGAAGGUGCUGUAUUUCAAGAACUGGGUGGCGCUGCAGAGCGUGAGAGCGCUGGAACAUAUUCAUGUGUUGGUGAAGGAUGUUGAUCCGGCUCUUAUCGAGGAGUGGACGAGGGAGCAGGAGUGGCAUAAGGCGUAG